Messenger RNA from Schistocerca nitens (vagrant locust), 615 nucleotides. RefSeq lists its product as uncharacterized. The coding region runs from base 1 to 615 and encodes 204 amino acids. The transcript is spliced from 4 exons. Lineage: Eukaryota; Metazoa; Arthropoda; Insecta; Orthoptera; Acrididae. The record is from RefSeq and is a predicted model, not a curated record.
AUGCUGGAGCACCUCGAGCUGAUAGACUAUGACGAGAUCAGUGUUGAGGAAGCCACGGAAACACUCACUGCCCUGGGGAAACUCCACAACCUGCGCUGUCUUCACUUCGGUACCACUAAAUGGGAAGUCAGACAUUUGGUUCCUACUGUGUUUGAGAAUGGACGAUUGCAGAAACUACAGCAGCUUCAGCUGAGUUACAUUGUGGAGGAGAAGACGGUGUGUGCUGUGGCAGAGCUCUGCCCUGAUCUGCAAGAACUUGGACUGCUCAGAUACUGUCUUGGUGGAAAAGCAAUGUCAUACAUAGCUAAGCUGCCAGCAUUGAAUGCUUUGGAAUUCAGUGACAUUAAAUUUUAUAAGUUAAAACCCAGUGUAAAAUGCAUCCUUGAAAUGUCAGAGCUGCGCAGACUUUUCCUCAGGGAAUGUAUCUGCUGGGCCAUACCAUUUGACAAGUUUCCUGGCAGACUGGUGAACCUCAGAGAGCUGGAGAUAGACUACUGUGAUGGAGAUCAGGACGCACUGGACAGAAUCAGUGCCCAGAUGCCAGACCUGAGGGUGAAGGGCACCCUCGGGGCACUCAUCACAGAUGAUAGUUACGAAGAGGGUGACUACGAGUGA